GGCUGGUGGUGCUGGCCAGCGCUCAGUGCCGGCGCUGCGUGCCGGCGGAGGGUCCUCGGGCGGAGGAGCCCAGCAGCCCCCAAAGAUGGUGGACCACCUCGCAAACACAGAGAUCAACAGCCAGCGCAUCGCAGCAGUGGAGAGCUGCUUCGGGGCGUCCGGACAGCCGCUUGCCCUGCCCGGCAGAGUGCUGCUGGGGGAGGGCGUGCUGACCAAGGAGUGCCGCAAGAAGGCCAAGCCCCGCAUCUUCUUCCUCUUCAACGACAUCCUGGUGUACGGCAGCAUAGUGCUGAGCAAGCGCAAAUACCGCAGCCAGCACAUCAUCCCUCUGGAGGAGGUGACCACGGAGCCGCUGCCUGAAACCCUGCAGGCCAAGAACCGCUGGAUGAUCAAGACCGCCAAGAAGUCGUUCGUGGUGUCGGCUGCCUCAUUGACGGAGCGCCAGGAGUGGAUCAGCCACAUAGAGGAGUGUGUGCGGCGGCAGCUGCUGGCCACGGGCCGCCAGCCGACCACGGAGCACGCGGCGCCCUGGAUCCCCGACAAGGCCACGGACAUCUGCAUGCGCUGCACGCAGACGCGUUUCUCGGCGCUCACUCGGCGCCACCACUGCCGCCAGUGCGGCUUCGUGGUGUGUGCCGAGUGCUCCCGGGAGCGCUUCCUGCUGCCACGCCUCUCGCCCAAGCCCCUGCGCGUCUGCACCCUGUGCUACCGCGAGCUGGCCGCCCAGAAGGGCAAGGAAGAGGAGGAGCAGGGCGGCGGGCCCCAGGGGCAGCUGGGCUGCCUGUCCGGGGCUGCCUUUGCAGCAUCCAGUGGGGACGACGACGACUCCGACGAGGACAGGGAGGGCAGCGGGGAUGGUGACUGGCCCAGCCACGUGGAGUUCUACACCUCAAGUGUCUCCUGGUCAUCCUUCCCCAGCUGACCCCAGGCCUGCAGGUCACGUGGUCAUCACAGCUGUGUUCCCAGAGCUGGCGGUGGCCUCCCAAGGACACUGCCCCACAGGGUGGGCACAGCGGGGCGCCUUCCUAACCUCUGCCCACCCCUAACCUGGGCCUUUACUGGAUAUCAGCACUCCUCUACCCCCCAUUCAAGUGGUCAUCUUUCCACUAGUGAACCCCAAACUCAAAGGCCUCUUAGAAAUAAAUGCCAUUUCUCGGCCCUGUUGCCUGUGGCUGAAGCUGAGGGUGACCCCUUGGAUCAGAUAACCCUGGGCAUACCAAGGGGGGGACAGGACUAGAAUGCAUGUCCCUGCAUGCUCUCUGAGGCCUCCUGAGCAUACCAGGCCCAACCGGAAGCCCUGGGGGCUCUAUGAAACCAAGGCCUGCCCUCCACCACUGCUCUGCCCUCUCCGUGCCGGGCCAGCCAGUACAGUCCUCACCCACAGCUACGUUGCUUGCUGUAGGUGCCCCCAGCCUAGGGUGCCUUCAAGACCCUGCCCAGUCUCUCGUCUCUCUCUCACAGCAGGCACAGUAGCAAUGCUUCCAGAUAGGACUCGUACGUGCAAGGGUCGGGAUGUGCCCUGCACCAGCUUCAUAAACCAGGACGCGUGCUGAGUGGCUUGGAGCUGCUGGUCAGGGGCUCAGCCAGGCAGUGUGUCCCUCGUCUCUCAGUUGCUGCUGCCCUUCAUGUUGCGUCUAUGUCACCCGUGUGAAUUCUGGACUUCACCCUGACCGUCUGAGCAGCAGGACCAGCGGGAAGCCAGCUCACCUGGCCCCUCCUGGGCUGCGACCUCAGAGCUGUGCUGUGCCUGGGUUAGGCUGUGAUUGUGGACUGGCCAGCCUGGGUCCUGGGCGCCCUGUGCACACCCUAUGGGAGAGAGGUCUCGGUAGUUAUGACUGCAAGUCUAGGGAUGGGUGCAGGGUGGCUCAGGGAUACCGCAUCGCCACAAGAGUCCUCUGAGGAUGUCGCCCAGGUGCCAUGGGCCUGUGGUGUUCCCUUUGGCCUGUGGUCUAAGCAACGGGAAAGGCAAUAAAGGAGACAGAGCCUA
Molecule: messenger RNA, 1987 nt
Organism: Echinops telfairi (small Madagascar hedgehog)
Lineage: Eukaryota; Metazoa; Chordata; Mammalia; Afrosoricida; Tenrecidae
Gene: PLEKHF1
Product: pleckstrin homology and FYVE domain containing 1
Exons: 2
Coding region: 86-922 (278 amino acids)
Molecular function (GO): phosphatidylinositol binding; metal ion binding
Source: RefSeq, a predicted model, not a curated record